AUGAACUCCGUAAUCGGCGAUACAACUGUUCGCGAUGUUGGUGCCAAUGUUUCAAUGUAUGAUAUAUCAAUGUAUGGUACGGAUAAGAAAAAUAUAACAAAAAAAGAACGCAUGAAACGACAUGCUAGAAAAAUGCUCAAAGCUGGUCUUCGAGAAGAUGAAUGUUACUGCUGUUCACUAGAAGGUUCACCAACAACAGCAUGUUUGAUUAUUUCUGUUUUAAUCUUUCUUAUCAUAUUUUGCCUUAUCGCAUUUGCAUUAAUGAGUGCUGGUUUAGAUUUUCAGGCAACAUUUUCAGAACCUACCAUGUACACACAUUACUAA
Molecule: messenger RNA, 324 nt
Organism: Thelazia callipaeda (thelaziosis nematode)
Lineage: Eukaryota; Metazoa; Nematoda; Chromadorea; Rhabditida; Thelaziidae
Source: the annotation of a GenBank genome assembly